Molecule: messenger RNA, 2613 nt
Organism: Neohortaea acidophila
Lineage: Eukaryota; Fungi; Ascomycota; Dothideomycetes; Mycosphaerellales; Teratosphaeriaceae
Exons: 2
Coding region: 195-2456 (753 amino acids)
Source: RefSeq, a predicted model, not a curated record
AGUGAAGGAAGAUCAGAAGGAUCGGUUCAGCGAGGUGUUCUUGGCGUGUGGGUGAACUGUACGGCGCGGCCGCUUCAACAGGCUCUGUUUGACGGGUUUUGGAAAUCUGGGAUGGGAUGAUACCCCGAUGUAUAGCGCUCAACGCGGCGUAAGUGAGGUUACUUCCUUUGUAUGAGGCUUCAGUUAAUCUACGCAUGAGUUUGCAGGUCUGCCGACUCAAACUUCAACAUCCGCUCCUUCCUAAUCCAGUCGGACGACAUCAUAUGUGCCACAAAGCACGCACGCCUUCGUUUGCGAACUCUAUUCCGUCUUCCUAUUGUUCCCUUCAUAUUGUUGUGGUCAUCGCUCACAUUCCCACACAUUCAUUCACAGCAAAUCACUCUCCACUCGUCCACAAAACAUGGCCAUCGGCCGGCUUUACUACACAAUCGCAGCCCUGCUCCUCUGCUCAUUCUACUGCAGCUCCCACUACGAAGGCAAGUACCCCGACCGCGGCCUCAAGCCCUGGAGCGGCUUCGGAAAUCGCUACAAACGCGCGAAAAAGGACAAGGCAGAGUGGGAGGAACGGGAGAGAGUCAAUAAGCAAAAGGUGCGGGCUGCGAGACAGGCUGCUCAACAGGCGGAGCAGGAGGCCGAGGAGAUUGCGAGAGAGGACGGCGAGAGGAUUGCGAGGAGGGUCAGGGCUGCUUCGAGGCAUGGAUCUCGGUCACGGGCUGGGGAUCCUAGGAGGCAUGCCUUCUCUGCAGCGGGAAGAAGAGAGGGAUCUGAACGAGGGCAGUCUGUCUGCGAGCAUGCUGGGGAAGAGACGCCGCUCCAGCCUAUCCAGCGAUGGAGAUGAGGAGGUGGCGCGGGAUGCUGAAGGAGACGGUCGAGAGACGGCUGUCGACUUGCGCCCGGCAUCUGCGCUGGGUGACUUGUUCCAGCGGCGAGUGAAUGCAUCACCGGAGAAGUUCAACAAACAUGCCUUUGAAUCGCUAUCGUCGACGAACAACGGAGGCGGCAAUCGACCACCCUUGCCCAAGAGACUCCGCCUCGACAACAAGAUCGAGAUUACCUACGACUCCACAGGAACACCACGCAUCACUUCAUUCUCAGCAGAGUUCAGCAGCCAACACCCACCAACCUCAUCAUCAGCCUUCCCUCGCAUCGAUCACCCUCGCCUCCUCCUCCCAUCUCGCCCAGCCAAACCCAACCCAAGCUUCAGCCUCCUCCACGCCAUCUGCCGCGACAACGACCUCCUCCUCCACCUCGUCAGCUUCCUCACCAUCCCCUCCCUCAUCUCCCUCUACGCCAUCAGCAAACCCUUCCACUACCUCUUCAACCGCCACCACACCGCCUUCAUCCUCGCCAACAUGCGCACCUGGGCGCCCGGCGCCGACAAAAUCUACCCCUGGCACUGCUACCGGAGUCUCUGCGUCAAGGAUCCGGCGCGGAGGCAGAAGAAGCGGCUGGAGGGGAAGGAGGAUGAGGUGCGGAAGAAGUGGGAUGAUCUGAGGGAUGUGCCGGGUUUGCGGUGGUUGCAGAUGGUUGCGUGGAGGCAUGGCGUGUGCAAGGAUAUGUUGAUUCUGCUGCAUGCUACCGGGCUGAGGUGUCCUGCCGGGACAUUGAAUGCGAUUAAACGCAUGUGGUUCCUAAUGGACCUCCCCCUCAACGCCCACCGCAUAGCCCUCAUCCGCACCCACGCCUACAUCUCCUCCAAAACCCUGCAACUCUGGACCUGCUUCCUGCUCAAAGUCGACAUGUGCUUCACCAACCCCACGGCCCCCAUCUACCCCAUCCACCACCCCAACCAGUACCUGCACCCCAUCCACCUCAGCGGCGGCACACCGACGGGCGUUGCGCUGCGCAAAAUGCUGCUCGCCGAGCGCGGCCUGACGCCGCUUUGGAGGGUACUGCGCGGCUGGAACUGGGAUCCUACGCAGCCGCGGCUUCCGCUUACGAGGCUUGAUAUGCUGCGCUUGUGGGUAAGGCAUCGCUAUGGGCAUCCCGAGGGGACGGCGGAGGAGAUUCGCAAGCAGGCGGUGAUGGGUGUGCCGUGGUACGAAGUCGGCACGCUGGAUUACGAGCGCGUGGGCGUGUCGUUUUGCAACUUGUCUGAUGGGAGGAAGGUCACGCUCUCGCAUCGUUCGAUUGCUGGGACGGGGUUGUCGGAGAGUCGACAGCAGCAGCUGCUCUACCCGCAUGGGAAUAAGAGGAUUGUGGUUGCGAAUCAGAAGCCGAGGGAGAAGCUGCUACGUCCGGAUGAGUUACUCAUGCGGGAGUGUGUGCGGAGGAAGAUGGCGAUUCACAAGCAGUGGGUGCAUAUGAUGUUGUGGGGUUAUUGUGAUGAGGGGGGAAGGAAAUGGCCGCAGUGGACGGAGGAGCAGAUUGUGAGGAUGAAUAAGGGGUUGCCUCCCGAUUGGGUGGGAAAGAAGGUUGAGGAGCAGACGGAUGGGCAUGGGCAAAAGGCGGAGUAGGCUAUGACUGCAACUACGUUGGCGUUGGGAGGUGGAACGUAAGAAUACUCAGUUUCGAUUGAAGGGUAGCUAGCGCAGGAAGGCAGCGUCGCCAAGCUUGAGCUCGCAGCCUCCUUUACACUCAUCUGCUGGGACGUGAGAUCAUUCCGCGCUCUUU